ACAGCGGGCAUCGGGUCACCAGGCAUCACAGUGGGCACUGGGUCAUCAGGCAUUGGAUCGUCUGGCAAGACCGCGGGCACCGAGUCAUCUGGCAAGACCGCGGGCUCCGAGUCAUCUGGCAAGACUGCGGGCUCUGAGUCAACCAGCCCGACAGCGGGCAUCGAGUCACCUGGCAAGACUGCGGGCACCGAGUCGUCUGGCAAGACUGCGGGCUCUGAGUCAACUGGCAAGACAGCAGGCACCGAGUCAUCUGGCGGAACUGCGGGCAUCGAGUCAUCUGGCAUAAUAGGAUCAUCAGGCUGGAUCAGUUCAUCAGGCUGGACAUCAGGCUGAAUGGAGACAUCAGGC
This is a messenger RNA of Staurois parvus, 348 nucleotides long. NCBI's taxonomy places the organism in Eukaryota, Metazoa, Chordata, Amphibia, Anura, Ranidae. The record is from the annotation of a GenBank genome assembly.